CCUGUUGUAAGUUUUUCGGUAUCGGAAGUAGAGGAUUACCUUAUAUGGAAAAUGCUUAAAAUAGCACAUGACGUAUUGCAAAGGUUACGAUCUACGCACACUUCUGGAGAAAUGACCCGGAAACUGAUGCUUUCUGUCACGGAAAGCUCACGAGAGAGAUUCGAUUCGAAUUUCUUGAGAUUGAAACUGAGAUUUAAGCUUGCUUAGAUAUCAUCGCUGACCAAACUUUAAAUCAAAAUACUACUCGCGCCUUUUUUUUGAAUAUAAUUGUGACUGAAUUAAGUUCCUAGAAUUAUUUAUCGCGUUUUCGCUUGUAUUGUGAAUCGUCAUUUGAUUUCGCGACUUUAUUUUUAAAAAAACCCAGCAGUAUUUGUCUAUAUUUUCUUUUCUGUCGAGAUGCACAUCCAGGUCGAGGAGCGUGUGUUUUCUUCCAUUGCAGAUUCAAGUGGAUGUCUUGGUAGUGCGCUUGUGGCAGGUGAUUCCAACGUACAUCGUAUCCAAGCAGCGAUUCCAAAUUGGUCCACUAAUCGAUGCCUCCCAGUAUCAGGAGCCAAGUUUGUGAAUGACAAGAAGGGAUUUGUGGCAGUUCUGCAGCUUUCAUUGAAGAAGGAGUUUUACCCAUGUGUCUAUAUUCAUCUUGGCUCCAAUGAUGUUCAAGCCAGAGAGGAUGUGUUUUAUAGGAGAGUCACUGAGGUAUGUGAUAGUAUCCACGAGACGAGUCCGGAAACUGAGAUUGUUUUAUGUUCUAUUCUGCCACGAAAAAAGAAUGACAGACGAGUAUCUUCAACAUUAGCGAGAGUCUUCAACAGAUGGAUCCAGAAUGCUAACACCAUGCUAAUGGACAUUUCAGAGGCCAUCCCAUACAUCAGAUUCCUUGGAUAUGGAGCUCAGGAAUGUGCUGAUGUGUUGGGUCGUGAUGGACUUCAUCUGAGUCGUGUUGGUGGUAGACAUUGUAGUCAGGUGAUUGAGGAGGAUGUGUAUUCCUGGAGUGAAAUAGCCUAUCAGCAGGAUGUACAUUGGAAUGAAGACAUACGCCAACCACAUUCAGCAGAGAUUGAUGCAUCAAGCUUUGACCAGUGCCUGGCAGCUGCUGUUGAACCAGUCAGUGACCAGAAUGUCCAGGCCAGCAAGCAGCCUCUGUACUCUGAAAUAGUUCGUUUGCCAGCAGCUGAAGUUCCAGAUGUUACCUCAGUGCAGCAUAAUGUGAAGUUACCAAGGCGCAAUGUAUUGAAGGUUGAUGAAUGUGCUAGAUCAGCCAGACCAUGUAACCACAGAUCAAACAAACAUCGAAGGGCAAGGCGAAGAAAAUUUACGCAACACAGACAGCUGAAAGUUCAAAGAUCUGAGCAGUAUAAAGAUCACGUUGAAAUUCUGUUGACAUCUGAUGUAACGGUAAAGGUGAAGGCAGACAAUGUACAUAGCAUCUGGAUGUGCCCGAAAGAAGACGCCAUUACCACAAAGAAGCGCCUACCUGUCUGCUCUACAAUGACUGGAGUUAAGAAGAUAAACAAGCAGACAUGGUUUGACUGCCCCCUUUGCCCAGUGAAGUGUUCUAGAGAAGAUUUCCUACUGGACCAUUUCUGUCGACGCCAUGUACCUGGAGGGACCAAAUACAAGAAGAACACUGACAAUUCUUUCUGUCAUCGGAAAUCAACGAAGAGCAGCAGAAGUCAGCCAAACUCGAAGAGCACCAUUUCAACAUCCAGCCUGAACCCUGUAGAAAAAACUUCACCUCCCCAUCAAGAUGAAUUGGAUAUCGCCUUUAAAUGUCAGAUGUGA
This is a messenger RNA of Mya arenaria, 1779 nucleotides long. RefSeq lists its product as uncharacterized. The record is from RefSeq and is a predicted model, not a curated record. The transcript is spliced from 12 exons. The coding region runs from base 397 to 1779 and encodes 460 amino acids. Lineage: Eukaryota; Metazoa; Mollusca; Bivalvia; Myida; Myidae.